Molecule: messenger RNA, 2861 nt
Organism: Chara braunii
Lineage: Eukaryota; Viridiplantae; Streptophyta; Charophyceae; Charales; Characeae
Source: the annotation of a GenBank genome assembly
CGAACAAUCCAGAGAGAGAGACGAUGUACAGGACAUGAGCGAGAACUUUGUUGUCAAAAAAACGAUCUACGACAGCAUGGCGCAAGAAUUGCGUGACAACGACACUGAGGAAGAGGAACCCAGUGACGACGAUGAUGAGGAGGGCGAAUCGAGCGACGACGAUGAUGAGGAGGAAGAAACGAGCGAGGAUGCCGAUUCAGAAGACACAGACUCUGAGGAUGAUGAAGGGAAGGACGAGUCGGGAAUUGAUGUCGACAUGUUCAAGAAGAGUCUAUCUGGAGAACUUUUAGGAGAAGCGAAGCACAUAACAGCACAGGAGGUGAGAAGAGGACUGUACAGCAAAUCAAGCAAGAGUGAGAAACCUCCUUACAACUUGGGAAAGCACGGCAGGAACGCACGUGUGUACAACAAGAAAGCUAACUACCACGUGAACAUGAAGAAUGUCGAACUAGUUCUGAAGGAAGAUUGCUGCAAGGCAAACUGUUACAAGAAGUUCACGGCGGUAGAUGUUUUCUACAAGCGCGAAGAAUUUUGGGCGAUGAAACAACAUGAGCAACUGAACUUCUUUCUCGCAGAGAUGAGGGCUGCGUCGUACUUUUUGGAUGAGGGAGAUCCAGAGGUGCUAAGGGUGACGUUCAAUGGCGUAAAGAUUUGCACAAAAGCAUGGGGAAAACUGUACGGAUGCUCAACUAUACAUGUUGCAAAGAUACACAAAGAGUUCAGAGAAGGAAUGAUGCUGUACAAGCAUGCAAACAAAGGAUCAGUCGGAUUAUCUGCUUCAUCACAACAAAUUAUCGUCUGGUUGCAUGAAUAUUUUCGAUACAAUGCAGAGAGUAUGCCAAAUUGCGACCAGUUUCAUCUUCCAGAUACUCUCCGGCACAGAGACGUGUACGACUUCUUCAAGCGAGACUGCAAAGAACUCUACACGAAUAAGACUCUUCCUUCCCGUUCCAGAUUUAUGACCAUUUGGAGGGUUUACUGCCCGAAAGUUCUUAUUCCUGCAUUGAAGAGGUUCUCGGUCUGUUCCACGUGUCUGAAAUUCAAGACAGGCCGUUCACAGGCAACAAGUGCGUUCGAACGAGCUGAUGUCAGCAGAGCAGGUGACGAAGUUCCACCAACUGCCAAUGGCUUUGACCAACGCUGGGAUGAUCUGUUCCCUCCUGAGAGACCCAUCUACAUCGACGCACGAAAGAGCAGACAGUUUCGAGAGGACAGAGACGGAAAGUACGACGAUCUCGAGGUCAACACUUUCAUCGCAUUAUUAGCUUGUUCAGGGCAGGAAGAGAGAGGCAAAUCUUACCACAUUGGCAAGGUUGUCGAGCUGCUAGCAGAAGAAGACGAGAAAGAGGAGGAGGAUGACGACGAUGAGGAGGUGGAGGAGGAUGACGACGAUGAGGAGGAGGAGGAUGACGAUGAGGAGGAGGAGGACGACGAUGAUGAGGAGGAGGAGGAGGAAGAGGAGGGGAAAGAGGAGGAGGAGAACGAGGAGGAGGACGACGACGAUCGACCUCCCGGCUUGGCGCAAGACGAGAAAGAGGAGGAGGAUGAUGACGAUGAGGAGGAGGAGAAGGAGGAGGAGGAGGAGGAGGAGGAGGACCACAACGAUGAUGACGACGAUGAGGAGGAGGAGGAUGACGACGAUGAGGAGGAGGAGGACGACGACGAGGAGGAGGAGGAGGACGACGACGAGGAGGAGGAGGAGGAGGAGAAGGAGGAGGAAGAAGAGGGGAAAGAGGAGGAGGAGAACUUGAACGAGCCGCAGCUAGCCCCUCGACGAGAUAAGUGCUCCCGGAGGUAUCGUCAGCUGGCGGGGCCUUUUGCUCUGGUGGAGGUGGUCUCCCUGUCUGAUAACGACGACGAGGAGGACGAGGAGGAGGAGGAAAAAGAGCAGGAGAAGGAAAAGAACGAGGAUGGGGAAGAGGAAGAAGAAGAGGAGAUGGAGGAGAAGGAUAACGAGGAGGAGGAUACCGACAACGAGGACGAUGAGGAGGAGGAGGGAGAAGAGGAGGAGGAGGAGAAGGAGGAUGGGAAAGAGGAAGAAGGAGAGGAGAAGGAGGAGGAGGAGAAGGAGGAGGAGGAGGAGGAGGAAGAAGAGGAGGAAGAAAAGGAGGAGGAGGAGGUGGAAGAAGAAGUGGAGCAGGAAAGAGGAGAAGCAAAAGGCGGAAGAGGAGGAGGAGGAGGAGGAGGAAUAGGAGGAGGAGGAGGAGGAGGAGGACGAAGGGAGGCAAACUCACCUGGCGUGGGCGGGCGAUGGCGGGUGGGUUGCGGCCGUUGGGCGUCGGAGUUCGGCAACUGCAACGCCGAACUCCACCGACAGGGCAGUGCGAAUUCGCGUGUGAGACAGCGCCGCCGCAUCUCGAAAUUCGAAUUUGAAAUCGGCCUGAUCUGGGCCGUCGAUCGCAAAGAUCUGACGACGUAGAUUGGGCCAUUUUCGUUCUCGAUUUUUGAGGCCCUGCCGGCCUCGGAAUUUUUUUCACUUCAGCUCCCCCCCUUAGGCCCUGCCCACUUUCCACUCUCACGGCAUCAGAUUCCCCUUGGAAGCCCCAACCCCAUUUUUCGCACCGAUUGGACGUAGGGCCCCGGGCGGACGACCGACCGGUUGUCCGAUCGGACAACCCCGGACGGUCAGGGGGGUCCGGACGUCCGAUCAGGUAACUUAGAAAUGGUUCAAUUUUCGAUAAUGAUGUAUGCUAGCGCCUAAUGUACAUUGAAGGUACUAAGGGGAAUAAGCAGCGUUUGAAAUGGCCAAACGGUAACCCUGCAGAAAGUGUUAUGAGCAAAUCAUGUACGAAACGAUAAUCUUGGCAAGCAAUGGCAAGACUAUAUGUAUAACAUGAUGCAAACAAAUUUUCUGGAAACAG